GGCAUGACGUCAUGUUUGGUGGUAGUGAGCGGCCAUAUUGUAACGAGGGAGACUGUAGUGGCUGGUUUAAGAUAUUAAACCCCUCGAUUACCCGGCAUCCAGUCACCCCUGGUGCUUGACCAGCAGCAACGCAAACUUUAAACUAUAUAACAAUGGAUGACAAAACACAAAUGAAGGAGUUAGACCAAUGGAUAGACCAGCUGAUGGAGUGUAAACAGUUGGCGGAGAAUCAAGUGAAAACACUAUGUGAGAAGGCUAAAGAAGUUCUGGCAAAGGAGAGCAACGUUCAGGAAGUAAAGUCUCCUGUCACAGUUUGUGGAGAUGUUCACGGACAGUUCCAUGAUCUUAUGGAACUAUUCAAGAUUGGAGGACGGUCUCCAGACACAAAUUACCUCUUCAUGGGAGAUUAUGUUGAUAGAGGCUAUUAUUCUGUAGAGACUGUUACAUUGUUAGUUUGUUUAAAGGUGAGGUUUCGUGAACGGAUUACAAUCCUCCGUGGCAACCACGAAUCCCGACAGAUCACGCAAGUUUAUGGUUUUUAUGAUGAAUGCUUGCGAAAAUACGGAAAUGCAAAUGUUUGGAAGUAUUUUACGGAUUUAUUUGACUAUCUUCCCUUAACGGCGUUAGUAGAUAGUCAGAUAUUCUGCCUGCAUGGUGGACUUUCACCAUCUAUAGACACACUUGACCACAUAAGAGCACUUGACCGGUUGCAGGAAGUACCUCAUGAGGGUCCAAUGUGCGAUCUUCUAUGGUCUGAUCCAGAUGAUCGUGGUGGUUGGGGUAUUUCUCCACGAGGCGCUGGUUACACUUUUGGCCAAGAUAUAUCGGAGACCUUUAAUCACUCCAAUGGUUUGACUUUGGUCUCGCGUGCACACCAACUGGUUAUGGAGGGUUACAACUGGUGCCACGAUAGAAACGUAGUCACAAUCUUCUCCGCACCUAACUACUGUUAUCGUUGUGGCAAUCAAGCAGCUAUUAUGGAGCUUGACGACUCCUUGAAAUAUUCAUUCCUGCAGUUUGACCCAGCACCUAGGAGAGGGGAGCCUCAUGUUACACGCCGAACACCAGACUAUUUCCUGUAGAUUAUUGCUUUUGUUUUUCUUAUUGCCGCCAUCAUGUUACUGCUGUGCCAUGAUGCAGUUAUUGUUGGCUAUUGCCACAAGGGUUUAGUUUGUAUGCUCUUGUUUGACAAGUUAGUCAGUAAUGAUCAUAAUGACAUUAAUUAGCAGUGCUGUAGAAAAUUUUAUUUGAAGUUUUUCAUGGGAAGGGGAUUCAUGAAGGCAGAUUCAAGCGAAUCCCUAGAAUCUACCUUUUAUGUGAAUGAAUCAUUAUUAAGUGGCAGAAAUAUACCAGGAAUAACUAUUUUUGGAGGAAACUGCAGGCACAGUUGCCAUUACUGUUUAAGUAAUGAAUUUUUUUCACAAAGAUAAUUACUUCAAUGUCCAUUCUUUGAUGUUCUCUAUUCCAUAAUUCUGAGAAGUCGUAUGGCUGCAUUUCAGCCUGUGCAAAGGCUGUUGAGGUGGGGCAUUGAAUAUUAGUGCAUUUCAUUAUUUCCACAUUUUUUCCUCCUUCAUAAGACUGCAGGGUCUUUGUGUUUAUCCCUUACAUACUCAUGAAAGUAGCUUUUAUAAGGUAAUCACAAUAGUUUUUGCAACUGGUCAUAUAUAGUAUUAAUAAUAUUGCUCGAAAUAUCAUAAAUACAUAUGUAGCCUUGCAGUGGAUUUUAAGAGCGGAUUUCUCAAUACCUGUAUGUUCAUUGGGACACAUGCCUUAUCUUGAAAGUGCUUGAAAAUUUGCAUGCAUUUUAAGUCUUAGGAGAGAAAUUAACAAUUACUGUAUCAACCUUAAUUUUGUAGUGCAUUUUUGUUCUAGUUCACUAAAGAUUGCAAAGCAAGGGGUAGAAAUCUUAAGUCUUAAAUACAUGCAUACAGUGAGUAUGGUGGAUCUGUCUCCCAAAUUAGUCACCUAAACAGUCAUAGGUCAACUUUUCUUGUCAUGUUUUCCAGCCUAUGCUUCCACUAAGCUUGUGCAUUUCUAGGUUGAUUUCCUGCCUCCUUAGUACUGCCAUAUAAUUGGCCGAUUGCUCUUAAGUUUUGUAUUGCGAUCUUCAAUGUUGGUGGAGACAUAGGUUUUGGAAACUAUAUAUAAUUGAGUACAGACCAAUUUAAUAGUCUAGUUUGUGUAAUAUGAUAUAUCACAGAAAUAUUUUAAAAGUAUUAUGCAGGAUUUAUUGUAUGUAUAAAUAUUAAAUUAUAGGCUUCAGCAAUUUGCCCUUCAUGUCGAGUUCAACUGCAUAAGGAUUCGUAUAUAUAUAUAUAUAUUGUAUACACAUUAUAUAUAUUCUUUUUGCAAAUAUUUAGUAUAAACCUCUUCUCUUUAGGACCAGAGAAUUUUGUUUAUUUUCUAUUGUAGUAAGUAGACUGAGGUUAGAUAAGAGCACAAUUGUCAGGACAUCUGCAUAAAUAUCAUAUUUGCUAAUUUAUUAAUUUCCUUGGUUUAUAUUGGUAAUUGAAUGUGUUGCCCAAGUCGAUCAGUAUGUCUGAUAAAUAGGUUGCAACUAACAGCUGAAAGUUCUCUGUACUGUCAGAUAUUGAUUAUUUGAUACUGAUUCCUUUGUUUCUGUUCACUUGUACGUUACCUUGCUUGUACAAGCCCCUUUUCCUGUGGUUUAAUAUUAAAAUUAUUGCCCACCCUGUGUUAGUAAAGUCACUUUAACCAACAUACUCUGCCAUGGAGGGAUAUAGCCUCAUCGUAACGAGCAAGUCUGUAACUUGAGUAAACCGCAUGGUUGUGUGUGAACAAAUGUAACAAAGACUUAGUUCUACUUCAAUAAAGUGAAAGAAACAAA
This is a messenger RNA of Procambarus clarkii (red swamp crayfish), 2848 nucleotides long. RefSeq names its product protein phosphatase 2 catalytic subunit mts (gene mts). The record is from RefSeq and is a predicted model, not a curated record. Gene Ontology annotation, molecular function: protein serine/threonine phosphatase activity. Gene Ontology annotation, biological process: mitotic cell cycle. Gene Ontology annotation, cellular component: cytosol. NCBI's taxonomy places the organism in Eukaryota, Metazoa, Arthropoda, Malacostraca, Decapoda, Cambaridae.